AUGGCACCCGACCAUUUUCCCAAGAAGAAAUCUACGGAGAAGAUCUCUCCCGGUGAGCUGAUCAACCGCUUCCCAAAUCGCUAUGCGGCCACCAUAGCUCGUACCAGUGCUAUAAGAAAGGAUUUCGGCGGCAACAAGGGAGACGAGCUGGUCGAAGAUGUCGAAAAACAGAGCACAGCUGCAGUGCAUGAAACCCCCACCAUUUCAAACGUCGAUGUUGAAAGCGGAGCGGUCACGGUGGACGUGGACCGAAAAAGUUCACAAGAGAAGAAUAGUUCCGUGGUUGAACCCAAUGCUUCCGCAGCGCCCUCAGCACCUAUUCACGAGCCAAAGUCGCGGCUCGGUGAAUACCACCAAAAGCUUGAACUCGCAGCACAACACCUAGAUGUUGCGCGUUGGAGGCCACGGUACCCCGGCAUUCUCCCUGCGAACGAUCAGCAUUAUUCAGAUUGUAUCAACGCCGUUGCUCUCGGACUGCUAGACACUACUCGAGCUCGUGAUCGCUUACAACGACCUACCGCUUUUGCCAACUUUGGUCCCCGUGGCGCUUACAACGAUCGUGACAUCGAAAUCACGGCAACUUCCUUGGUUCAUCAAGCUGCUCGUCUCUACACACACGGCGCUACGAGCCUCUUCUUCAAAACUCCCGCAAAUAUACCUCGCAAUGAAGAUGCAAACCUACAGUUCAAGGAGCGUCUAGCAGCCUUCAUCAAGCUGAUUCGAGAUUUCAAGAAGGCUGCAGAUGAUGUAAUGUGUGGCCGUUGCAUUGAGGAGUUCCUAGCAGCGCCGGUAGCGAGCUGGCAUGCUUUGAACGAUCUGUUGGACGCAUGGGAUCCGAAUGGAACCGCGAGAUACAUGGAGGCACUAACGGCUCAAGGUGUAGCACUGGAUCAAGCGCGUAUGGGCGCUACAAACCGUUCUAGAAACAUGUAG
Messenger RNA from Cucurbitaria berberidis CBS 394.84, 933 nucleotides. RefSeq lists its product as uncharacterized. NCBI's taxonomy places the organism in Eukaryota, Fungi, Ascomycota, Dothideomycetes, Pleosporales, Cucurbitariaceae. The transcript is spliced from 2 exons. Bases 1 to 933 code for a protein of 310 amino acids. The record is from RefSeq and is a predicted model, not a curated record.